Messenger RNA from Vigna unguiculata (cowpea), 1261 nucleotides. It is a transcript of the gene CLP2, whose product is annotated as CLP protease proteolytic subunit 2. Gene Ontology annotation, molecular function: serine-type endopeptidase activity; ATP-dependent peptidase activity; ATPase binding. Lineage: Eukaryota; Viridiplantae; Streptophyta; Magnoliopsida; Fabales; Fabaceae. Gene Ontology annotation, biological process: protein quality control for misfolded or incompletely synthesized proteins. Gene Ontology annotation, cellular component: endopeptidase Clp complex. The record is from RefSeq and is a predicted model, not a curated record.
AUAUUCAGUAGUUUAGCAUAAGGAGGAUCCAAACGACAUCGUCUCUGAUAUCCAUUCAUCUCCAUUCCUCUUGCAAGAAGCUCCUUUCUCUUCUGGUUCUUGGAGCACAAAAGUGCGUUCCCUAUCCGCUCAUAAUCGCUCCAACAUGGCGGUGGCACCCUACACCACUGGUUCUGCACCUCGGCUUUCUUCCUCUUCCAAUUUUAGCGUUGCCACGAAACUCUACUCCGGGUUGAAACUUCAAUCUCCGAGUGUGUCUCAUUUCAUCUUUUUCUUGUUAUCUUUCAAUCUUUAUAUUUCUCUGUUUGCCCGCUCAUCGUUUUCCAUUGCAGUUUCUUUUGGAGCGGUAAAACCUAAUGUAACCGCUGAAUUUUAUGGGAAAGUACACAAGACUCUUCAGUGUCGGUAUGCCAAACACAAUCCAUCAAGGGCGAGUAUUCGAAUGAUGCCCAUAGGCACUCCCAAAGUGCCCUAUAGGACACCUGGUGAAGGAACUUGGCAAUGGGUUGAUAUAUGGAAUGCCCUAUAUCGAGAACGUAUUAUCUUCAUUGGACAAGAGAUAGAUGAAGAAUUUAGUAACCAAAUAUUGGCGACUAUGCUGUAUCUUGACAGUAUAGAGAACUCCAAGAAGCUCUAUAUGUACAUAAAUGGUCCUGGUGGUGAUCUUACACCAAGCAUGGCUAUCUAUGACACAAUGCAGAGCUUGCAAAGUUCUGUAGCCACCCACUGUGUUGGUUUUGCUUAUAAUCUUGCAACAUUUCUCCUUGCUGCUGGUGAAAAGGGUCAUCGUUCUACAAUGCCUCUAUCUAGAAUUGCCCUUCAAUCUCCAGCUGGAGCUGCUCGUGGACAGGCUGAUGACAUUCAGAAUGAAGCAAAUGAACUACUCAGAAUCAGAGAUUACCUUUUCAAUGAGCUGGCUAAGAAAACAGGUCAGCCUGUUGAGAAGAUUACCCUUGACCUGAGCAGGAUGAAACGCUUCAACGCACAGGAAGCGGUUGAAUAUGGACUCGUUGAUCGAAUUGUCAGGCCGCCACGCAUUAAAGCUGACGCUCCUCGACAGGAUGCAGGAACAGGCCUUGGUUAAGAACACAUUUGUAAUCCACAUUACUGAAUAAUAUCACUAAAUCAAAAAUGUUUCCGGUGUAAUAUUUUUUUCCUAAAUCUUUGGAGAUUUUAUACUAAUGUUUCCGGUGUAUCUAGAUAUUGAUUGCUUGUUACUUGUUUAGAAGUGAAUAAAUUCGAAUCUAAUUGAAAGCAGUAA